CCGCUCGCUCAGUCUGCGAUACACAGUCGACGCUGAAAGAUCGAUUCGGCGGACAGUCCGCAUCCAAGUCCAAACCCGUAACAUUUCCAUAUUCAAUAUACCCCACAACCAGUCAGUCGCCCGGUGAAAUUCUCAGUGCAGUGAACGAUUUAUGGAAAUAUAUUGAUUGCAAUUCAACCAGACAAGUGUGUGAAUUAAAAGCAAAUAAUAAACAACAGUCCCUGCUACCUGAACAUAUACCCCUUAAACCUAUUGCAAUGGAAUAUCGCCGACCAGAUCGCAGCCAGACAAUGCUGCUAAUUAUGAUAGUGCUCAUCGCCUGCCCGAGCAGUGCACACGGUCAGUCCUAUUUGUUCAGCCUGGAGAACGUCCUCAACGAGUCCUCGCGACAGCUGCCCCGCAACCUUACGUCUGCAAACGGAACCACCGAGGUGGAUCUGUUUCCUGAAAACAUAGCGAACAAUACACGGAUUAUUGUCUACAAAAAUACUGUCGUCGAGUCGUCCAACGACCUAUCCCAGACAGCGAUGGAUGUGAUCACAAUUGUGUGGUAUGUGGCCACCUUUUUGGCCCUCGCCGCCUUCUUCAUGCUGAUGGCCUGUUCGGAUCGUCGCUGCCGCGACAUGAGACGUCGUCCCACUGGAGGUCAGUCCACGGAGGGAUUAAGGGCACCACCCACACCGUCACCCUCGUACAGUGAAUUCGCACCGCCCAGCUACGAUACAGUGAUAAAAAUGCAGCAUGCGGCCAAGACGAGCGUGUUCGUGAUACCCUUUAAUAACAAGGGUAGCGAGGUGGAAGCACCACCAACGUCGCCACCGCCGCCUCUCUCUGCCAGUCCAUUGCCACCUUCCAUAACCUGCAAUGUGUUUACCGUUAAUGAACUGCAAAAGUCGGCCAACUAACCGAUAAGCAGAAGGUGAAUCCUCCGAGCGAAUCGCCGUGAAUCCAAUCUGUGAUAUUUGCUGUUUAUGGCAAUGGGCCAAGUACGAGUAUUAGCCGUCUUAAGAUCCCCAAUCCCAAAAAGACUGACAACAAAUGAUAAAAUGCCAG
Messenger RNA from Drosophila serrata, 1053 nucleotides. RefSeq lists its product as uncharacterized. The record is from RefSeq and is a predicted model, not a curated record. Lineage: Eukaryota; Metazoa; Arthropoda; Insecta; Diptera; Drosophilidae.